Molecule: messenger RNA, 2499 nt
Organism: Dothidotthia symphoricarpi CBS 119687
Lineage: Eukaryota; Fungi; Ascomycota; Dothideomycetes; Pleosporales; Dothidotthiaceae
Exons: 3
Coding region: 223-2031 (602 amino acids)
Source: RefSeq, a predicted model, not a curated record
UUGGGAUUCAAAAACUCGAGCCCCCCACGAUCUCCGGAUUUGCUGUCUCUGCUGAUCCGCUUGAUCCCGUGCUUGCUGAUUCAAAACAUAACCGCCCCGUACCGGACCAACGUUCAACUGACCGCCACUCCCAUCUCUAUAUAUCUCUAUGCCGCAACGCUGCAUCUUUUGACAUCAUCACAUCAUCACAACGCAAAAAAAGCAUAUGCGCGCUCCGGCGCAAUGUGCGAACGUCGAAGGGACCCCGUUGCCCUCACCACCAUGACCAUAUUUGACGAUGCUGUGUACUUUGGCGAGGCGCUCGAGCUCCCCGCAAACCAGAACGAGGAGGACUUGUGGAAUGAGUUGACGAUACGAGCGAGAGAGGCGGGCAUCGAGGACCCUUAUCGCUUUUUGUUUUUGCCAACACACGACACUUCUAGCGCUGUUUCCACCUCGACCGAGGAUAGCGAAUUCAGAAGUUCUAUAUCUAUUCGCUCCCAGGAAACGCACUCGACGGGCCUUACGUCAACGUCGGUGCCUUCGAGGGCGUCGAGGGACCAGUCAUAUUACAGCGAAUCGCCGUCAGCCCAGAAAACGCCUUUUAACCUCGUACAGGCUUCAGUGUCGGCUGACAACCUAAACAUCAUGCAAACUGUAUCAUCCGUCUCGCCUGGCUUUAGACAGAGACAUUCAACCUCGUCUGUUACACAGUCCAGAUUCUCCAGUGUGGCGCCCCAGAAACCCUCAGUUCGGCGACAUAGGACGUCAGCCCUGUUUGGCAUGUUCAGAAGAGGCUCGAGUACCUGCACUUCCCCAUCACACCAUGGGAAUCAUGGCAAGGCUCAAGGACCAAAGUUGGAUUGCGGUCACUCGUUAUCCACAUAUGCUCUACGUGCCCACAUCCAAGAAGCAAGACGAAGCAAAGGCCAAGUAGCACCUAGUUGCUGCGGAACACUGCUGCCACGCUCCGUACUCGAGAUUGUCCUGACCAAAGAAGAGGCUGACAUCGCACUGAACGGUUCUCCUCAAUCACCCGACAUCGCGCCUUCGCGAGACUCCGGGUACAGCGAGAAAGGAAUAUCAACCUACGAUCUGCCCGGCCUGGUAGAUCGCAUCUCCAUCACAGGAGCACCACCAACCCCACCAGCCAGACAGUCCACCCACGAGGACCCCGAGCCCAAAUGCCCCGGAGUAAACGAGGCGUACAAAGCCCUCAAAGCCCGACAGCGAGAACAAUUCCAACGGAUCCAAGCCUUCGAAUCUAACCAACGAAAAGCACUCUCCGCCCACCACCAAACCGCCCUAAAAAACCUGACAGCAACCCACGAACUGACCAAGCGACAAAAAACAGAACAACACAUAUACGCCCUCGAAGCCCUCGAAGAGCAACAAAUCCUCGCCGAGCACGACCUGCGCAAAACACAAACGCAGGAGGCGCAAAACGUCGCCACAGCCCUAAAACACAUGCAAGCCUACUGCACCUCCUCCUCCACCAACCCUCCCACAAACAACACCCUUGACUUCGAACCCACCCGCCAAACCCACACCGUAACCCCCUCCGACCACGCAAAACUCGCCCGCCAACACGCCCUCCAGAAAAACCUCCCCCGCAAACACACAAGCGCCAUAAACGUCCUCCGCGCCCGUCAGGAGCGCUACAUGCAAGCUAAAACACAGCUCCAAGCCGCCGACACCGCCGCGUUAGAUGCGGUUUUCGCACGCGAGAAGACGGCGCUGGAGGAGCGGCGGCGGAAAGAUACGGCGCGCUUGGAGGCUGUGGUUGAGGCAAGGCGGAAGAGGUUGCGCCAAAGGUGGGAUCUGGAGUUUGAGAUUUGGCGGAGGAGGGAGGAUGGGAGGGGGAGUACGGCGGCGGCGGGGGUUACGGUUACGGUUGCGAUGGUGGGGAAGGUGGAGUGCGAGCAAGAGAGGGAGAGGGAGAGGGAGUGCAGACGCGAUGACUGGCCGCGUAUGUGUGCGCAGCAUGAUGAGCGGGCGCAGGCGCAGGUGCAGACCAGCUCUUUUGCGUCGUAUUUGCGCGCUACGGCUUGAGUUUUGGUUGUGCGUCUUUCACUCUCUUACUUGGGAUGCGUAUCGGCGCUGGUCUCGCCACUCGUCACCUACUCACCGCCCCCCUCCCUAGCGGAUGAUGUGUUGCUGGACAAAGUCUGGUACAUGUUUCCUUGUGGUCUCUGUUUUUUCUUUGCUUUUUUCUGCUUUUGUUUUCGGGUUUGUUCGGGUUCGUUGCGUUGCGUUGCGUUGCGUAAUAUACCCCCCUCACUGCACGGCGCGGCGCGGCACUACAUCACACUACACUACACUGUAUGGAAGUGUUCCAGGUUGAAGAUUAGCCUCUCAUUCAUAGUCCUCUGGAGAAGAAAUGAAGAGAAGUUGGUAAAGAGUGGUACCCAGUAGUAUGAGCUCAUCAAUCUCUCUACUUCCUAUAGAGUAAAAUACCUACCAUACAACAAAUACCCUCGAUACAUACAUAUCGGACAUAAAUCUAUCCUAACAACACUU